GAGUAAGCCCUGGGAGUUGGUGAUGGACAGGGAAUCCUGGCAUGCUGCAGUCCAUGGGCUCGCAAAAAGUCAGACACAACGGAGCAACUGAACUGAAGGGGACUUAUUACUGGACAUGGUGCAUUCUUCAGGUCAGGACUUUAAAGGCCCUGCAACGCUGCAGACCACUUUAUCAUUUUAUAUGUAUUGCUGAUCUCUCUGCUGUGUACACUCAAGUGUGCUGAUUUCCUUCUGUGUUCUUCAGAUUAGUGAACUUUGAUUGGUAUAAAUGGAUAUUGUCUAAGAUUUGUCUUGAUGUCAGUCUGAGUGUACUGCUAACAUUUAUCCACACAGUUGUCAUGCAGAGUAGUAUCAGAAGCAGGAGUGAUGCAGAGACUUGGACCAUGAUGUCUAAGUCCUUGGGGAGAAAGUGCCAAGAAUAAUGAAGGGGUGGAAGAUGAUCUGAGAAUGCCUUGUUAGUCUGCUGACUGGUAUUCUCUCAGCUGACUCUCUUCAGGGUCUCCCAGCUGAGAAAAUCUCAGAUAAUGGUCUGGAGGUCCUCUCUACACACAGCUUUUUCUCUGGGAGUGGCAUCAUAUUAUAGUGCCCUCUGUUCCUGCCCUGGAGUCCUAAACUAUCUGUUUAUAGUUUCCCUAAUACUCUGUCUUCAUUUAAAAAAUAAUCCUUUUUGAAACACUUCUGGAAUGACCUUAGUCUGCAUAUUAUUUUUGCCCGUGCCCUGACUUACCUUACUUACUUUGGUCUUUUACUGAAAAGAAUGGUUGAGAGCAAGUGUGUGAUCUUAGUAUUCUUUUUAGGUAUCUGCAGCCUGGGUUGCCACAAUAUCACAGCUCCAGUAUUGAUUUCUACAACAAACUGCAGGCUUAAUAUAAUGGAAAUACAUGUGGUUACUUGGUAGGCCAUGGUCAAUGUACAUUUUGGAAGCAGCCUUUAGUAAUGCUGUGGUUUUAGUUAUAGUAUGAUGGUUCUACUAUUUAUGUUAAGAAAUGAGAAUAGUUAUAACUGUGGGCUCAUAAUUCCUAUCGCUGAUACCUGAUGGAAUGAUGGCAGUGAUAAUGAUGAUAUUCAACAAAGUCAUUUGAGAAAUUGAAUUCUGGUCACCAGCUAAUGAGAUAUACAUGGAAGCACACUGUCCUGGGAAAUUUGUAAGGCACUGUUUUGGUUCACAGAGAGUGUCUGUAUGUUUUUUUGGUUAGCCUGAAUUAUUACUGACGUGUCAAUACAGUGGUCAGGCGCUCUGAAAAAAUCCAUCCUUUGAGCAGCUUUUACGAUACUUCAUUAUUGUUAUCAUUUAAACAUUCAGGUACUUAAGAAUUUCCGAUGUCGUGGCUCCCUAGAGAUGAGCUUGUAGCCCCUUCAUGUGAAGCAUACUCUAAGAAAACAAGGAACGAGGCACUAAGAGGCACUCCAUUUAAUUCUGAUCCAGGACCAUUGACUCUGAAUUUUUCCUGUUUUAUGAAUGUAAACUUCCCUCCAGGAUGAUUGUGAUAGUGCCAUAUGGUUAAAUUCUGAUAUUUCCCCCUUUUGUAUGUGUCCCUGAGUCGUUCCUCCUGAGUGAUUCUGUGUGACCCUUCUGGUGACCCACCUUUCCACUCUGGGUUUCCAUUCCACUUUCCACUCAGAGCCCUACCACCUUUGAAAUGGAGUCCAAAUCCUCCAUCUUGUUUGUGACUCAUCUCUUCCUUCUCUGCGUGACACUGGACACUACUCUAUUUGCAUUUUGGCAAAGAGCUUCUGAGUUUAGAUCGUAGAUGGAAUGUGACAAACCAAGUUGUCCUCUGAAGAGGACAGACUAACCUGAAAGAGCCAGAAGAAGGUUUGCUGUGUUGUGUCUACAACAGACCAAACUGGGCAGAGAUAAGAGACAGGUACAGAGAAGCAGCAGGUAGAGGUGAUUAACAGGAAUUUCAAAUCAGCAAGAGAAUGUUUCUCAAUGGAAAGAACAAAGAUCAGGUCUGCUGAACAGCAAACAUGUUGAGACUCAGCCAUAUGGGGUUUCUGGUUCUGACCGCCAUUCAGUUCAUCCUGGGAAUGCUGGGGAAUGGUUUCAUAGGGUGGGUCAAUGGCAGCAGCUGGUUCAAGAGCAAGAGGAUCUCUUUGCAUGACUUCGUUAUCACUAACCUGGCUGUCUCCAGGAUUGUUUUGCUGUGGAUUCUCUUGAUCGAUGGUGUUUUACUGGUGUUCUCUCCCAAACUACAUGAUGAAGGGAUAAUCAUGCAAAUUAUUGAUGUUUUCUGGACAUGUACAAACCAUCUGAGCAUUUGGCUUACCACCUGUCUCAAUGUCUUCUACUGCCUGAAAGUGGCCAGUUUCUCCCAUCCUAUGUUCCUCUGGCUCAAAUGGAGAGUUUCCAGGGUGGUUGUGUGGAUGCUGUUGAGUACUUUGCUGUUAUCAUGUUGCAGUGCCAUCUCUCUGAUCUGGGAAUUUAAGAUCUAUUCUGUUCUUGGUGGAACUGAUAGAACCGGGAAUAUGACUGAGCUCUUUAGAAAGAAAGAAAAAGAAUAUAAACUGAUCCAUGUUCUUGGGACUCUGUGGGACCUCCCUCCCCUAGUCAUAUCGCUAAUCUCCUACUUUCUGCUUAUCCUCUCCCUGGGGAGGCAUAUGCGGCAGAUGCAUCAAGACUGUGCCAGUUCCAGAGAUCUCAGUACCGAGGCCCACAGGAGGGCCAUCAGAGUCAUCCUCUCCUUCCUCUUUCUCUUCCUACUCUACUAUCUUUCCUUUUCUGUUUUAACAUCCAGUUAUUUCUUACCAGCAACUAAAAUGAUUGCAAAGAUUGGAGAAGUAAUUGCAAUGUUAUAUCUUGCUGGCCACUCCUAUGUUCUCAUUCUGGGAAAUAGCAAGCUGAAGCAGAUGUUUGUGGCGAUGCUCCGGUGUGAGCCUGGUUGUCUGAAGUCUGGAUCCAAGGGAUCUGUUUAUCCAUAGAGUAUUGUGGGGUGUGGGAGGGAGCCUAGGAGUCCUUAGACCCAGGAGUCCUCAGCCAGGAUCACAGGGCUCUUCCUCACCCUCCUGUGGCACCAAUUCUGUAACUACUGCUUCAUCCUGUCCCCCUCGGGGACACUUCUCAUGGCCUCUCCUUUUAUGGUUGCUUUGAAGAGGCUGAAAUAGUCUUUGGAAUAUGUAGACAAGGAGUUGUAUUUUAAUAAGUAUCAACUCAACAUAAUGAGCUGAUUACUAGCUUUUAAGUUCAAGUUUAUACUGACAGUGAUGUAGUGAACUAGAGGGGAGAGAGCAAAAAAAGCACUGUAAUCCUACAGGCUCGUGUUUGAAUUCUGCUUCAGUCCGUUUUCCAAGACUUUUUUUUGGCCUUAGGGGAGUUACUUUAAUUACCUGUUUGAUUCUGUCUUUCCCCAUUUUAAAAUGCAGACUGACUUCACAGGGUUUUAGAGAUUCAGAAGACAGUGUGUGCUGUCAUUUCAGCACAGCGUAUUGUGUCAGGAUUAUAUCAGAAUUAGAGGAGAAGGGGGAAGUUGGGUAGCAUCACUGACUCAAUGGACAUGAGUUUGAGAAAACUCAGGGAGAUAGUGAUGGACAGGGCAGCCUGGUGUGCUGCAGUCCAUGGGGUCACAAAGAGUCAGACACGACUGAGCGACUGGCCAGGAAAGAAAUCUGCAAGUGGUGAAGCUGUUACUGUAACAGCGAAGUGUGCUGCUGCAGCGGGCACCACAGGAGACCUGCUUCCACAAAUCCAUUAUGCACUGACAGCCAGACAAAUGCAAGUCAAGACCCUUGGAUACUAGGUUCCAAUCCAGUCUGCUGGUUAAGUCAUUUGACUCUAAUUUCAAUAGUCCUUUGCUUCCCUUUAUCAUUUUGCUAAAGCAAAUUUUCAAGUAAUUUUUAAUUUUUUUAGAUUGGUCAAAAUAUCCAAGAUGCAUAUCUGUUUUUAAAAUGUCAGAGUUUUAUGCAAAAUAGGUGGUUUUUCUAAAUGUAAUCACUUUUAUUUUAAUAAAAUUAUGUAGGCUUUGAUUUCCUUCCUGUCACUAAGCAGUGCUGACAAGUCAGUGAGAAUAUUAUUCCUUGAGAUCUCAAACUUGUAAACAUAUUUAGGACACAUGGCAACUCUAAAUCUGGAUUUCUGUCACUAAUGGAGCUCUCAGGUAUAAAGUUUUGUGGCUAAAAACGUAGACCAGAUGGCCUGAGCUCAAAUCCUGACUCAGACCUUAACAAACUGAGUGACCUUGGGGAUGUUUCUUAACCUCUCUCUAUUUCACUUU
Bubalus bubalis (water buffalo) is the source of this 4211-nucleotide messenger RNA. It is a transcript of the gene TAS2R3, whose product is annotated as taste 2 receptor member 3. Gene Ontology annotation, molecular function: bitter taste receptor activity; G protein-coupled receptor activity. The transcript has a single exon. NCBI's taxonomy places the organism in Eukaryota, Metazoa, Chordata, Mammalia, Artiodactyla, Bovidae. Gene Ontology annotation, biological process: G protein-coupled receptor signaling pathway; detection of chemical stimulus involved in sensory perception of bitter taste; sensory perception of taste. Gene Ontology annotation, cellular component: membrane. The coding region runs from base 1972 to 2922 and encodes 316 amino acids. The record is from RefSeq and is a predicted model, not a curated record.